Eurytemora carolleeae is the source of this 1173-nucleotide messenger RNA. RefSeq lists its product as uncharacterized. The transcript is spliced from 14 exons. The record is from RefSeq and is a predicted model, not a curated record. NCBI's taxonomy places the organism in Eukaryota, Metazoa, Arthropoda, Copepoda, Calanoida, Temoridae. The coding region runs from base 101 to 1132 and encodes 343 amino acids.
ACAAAAUGAUACUGUUUGCAACUAUGAACAAUAAUUCUGAUAAAUAGAAAAAAUAAAAUGAAUUCUAGAAUGGCAUAACAGCAGCGAAGAAAAGAAGAAAAUGGUGAUUUGGGCUCUGUUUAUGUUCUGUAUAUCCGGGGGUAGAGGACUGGAUUACUGGGUAGAGGACUAUAUCCAAGAAAAUAAUUGUCUGAAUAAAGAAGUGUUUCAAAACAAUGGUUCUGUUUGUGCAGCAGUGGAAAUACGUAACACGGAUAAAGAUGGAGAAUCAAACAAGGCCUUAAGUAAGUGUAAGGAUGUUUUAUCUCUGAAGCUGUUCGAGAUCUGUAUACAUACAAGGUUAAUUCAGGGGGGCAAUCUUACUUAUUGUAAUAAUGGAGAUUUUUCUUUCCACUGCUGUGCUACAAAUUAUCAAUGUGAAGAUGACUGGAAAGGUUUAACGGAGAGAAAUACGGCCAAAGCUGUCCAGUUUUUGCAGGACAAGGAAACAUUUCUGCAGAGGAAGGUGGAAACCCAAGGUUUUAAGACCUGUCACCCAAUAGUAGGCAACAAUGCAUCUAUUUGCCAUGAGGAUUGUAAAUUAUUUGAAAAUUCAACUUUUAACCGUCAAUGUAAAAGCCGAGGUGGUCUUUUAAAGUGCUGUAUUAGGCGGGAGAAAGUGUUUUGCAACGAAUGCCAAUACUGCUGCACAGUCCCAUUCUGUUCAUGGAAUAGUAGAAACGUUAUACAACUUGCUGGAGAACAUGAUUUUGUGGAGGAGGACAUUUAUGCACCGAUAGUGGAGACUAAACCAGCUCCUCUAAAGGUCGGAGUGCAAGCAGAGGAUAUGCUAAGUUCUCUAAAUCUGUUUUAUAAAGGAGGCUCAGACACGAGAUGCCUCAAGCCAGAUCAAACAAAGAAUUCAAGUGAAUGGGAUCAUUAUUUACCAGAGGACUUUGUUAAAGCUUUAGAUGAGAAAGAUCUAAGAAAGGCUAGAGUUAUUAAAUACGACAACAGAUAUUUAAACUUUGAAGAUCCUGAAGUGUUUACUGGGCUGACAGGAUUGCACUAUGAGAGCAUUAUGAAGGAAACCUAUGGAUUUGAUUUUGUCUCCAAGUCUCCAGCAGGGAGUUUCAGGAAGAAGGAUUGUUAACGGCAGAAGCGUGUCUGCUCGAAUAAUGUGUGGACAAUUUA